This is a messenger RNA of Volvox carteri f. nagariensis, 447 nucleotides long. RefSeq lists its product as uncharacterized. The transcript is spliced from 4 exons. The record is from RefSeq and is a predicted model, not a curated record. Bases 1 to 447 code for a protein of 148 amino acids. Lineage: Eukaryota; Viridiplantae; Chlorophyta; Chlorophyceae; Chlamydomonadales; Volvocaceae.
AUGACGUACAACAGGGAAGCUAGGAAGCUGGCGGUGGCGGCCCAUCUGACGUGGCGGCCCGGCAGGCAGCAGGGCAGCAGUACGGCGAUCAACCAGAAAAUCGGCAUGAAGAAGCCUGCGAUCACGAACAUGCUCCAGCCGCAGCACGCGAACCGCCCAUCCCGCGUGUCGUCAUCUGAGCCCCAAACGGGGUGCUGGUACAGAUUACUAUGCGCAAGGCUAGAGCUUCGGAUCCGACCCCACAUUGCAGAUCGUAUUCACUCCAACUACCUGCACCUUCCCCAGCCCGUCAACCAAGAGGCUCCCCCACCUGACAUCAACAUAGAGGUGCUCAUGGACUGGAUCAACGCCAUCAACCCUACCAAUGUCUCAGGAACGUGGAGCAUGGGGCUAGGCAGUGCAGAGCAUGGACUUUGGGAGCAUGGAGGGUGGAGCUUGGCAGCAUGA